AACUGAGAGGUCUGUAACGAAUCAUACCUCGUCUGCCAUACUCUUCCAGCUUUCUUAAGGAAUUCCCAACAGAGGAAGCAAGAGCUCUUGAUGCUCUGAAGGGAUCAGAGUGUGAACGUUUAUUGAGGUCAAUCUGACACCAGAAUAUUUCCAAGUCGUUACUACACUGUUAAUUUACGUCUGUUUACGUGCAUGAAGCGUUGAAUCGAUCAACAGAAGGCUUACUAUUCAUUGGUCUAUUGCGUCCAUUGCAAUCACUAGAAAAACGCGCAGUCUGUGAUCAGCCGCAGCGUUCAGCAUACCAUCCCUCAGCUGUGUACAUUUAAUGUACGCUGAUGAAAUUGCGAUCAUGGCGCUGUUGAAUCUGUACUGGAAACUGUUUGUAAAAGGAAAUAAGAAGCCUCGUGUAGACUGGAAAAAUCCCCUCUACUAAGUUCCUCAAGAUGGAGCCAGAAUCAAAGAAAGCAUCCAAAGAUAGCUUUGAGGACGACUGGGUCAAGGCCAGUGAGGCUCGGUAUGACUCGAUGAAACAUCUUCUUCAGUCAGUCAGGCAUGAUAUCGAUGCACUGACCUCACGUAUCGACCAAACGCAGUGUUCGGUUGAACUACUUCGUGUGGAUGGAACUUCACCAAGUGUACGACAGCAGGUUAGAAGCAAUAACUCGUCAGCACUUGGAUUUUCAACAAAUGGCGGUCAAGACCCUCAAAAUUGUAGGCCAGAUAUUCUAGCAAAUGUUAUUUCCGGUGCCGAAGAGGCAUUUAGAGAUGAAUAUAUGGAUAUACAAAUACGCGAAUCACGAACUUCUUUUACCCCUCAGUACAAUGACGAUCAGCUUUUAGAAUGCAACGUUGCGGGGGCGUCUUCAGAACAAAUAGGAGAUAAGAGCUGGAGAUCCCCAUCAGAUUUCAACGUUCACGACCCUUUUGAAUCAGUUCGACUUCCUAAUGAAUUUACCAGUGGUACAACCCCCUACAGUCCCAAGCAACAUUGUAAUCAUCCGGCCAAAGAGACUGAUCUGGAUGACAUAGAUUUACAUCAGUUCGAGCCAGACGAUGAUUCUGCCGGUAGUCUGUCGCCGGCCGUAUCGCCGACCUUUGAAAACUAUGUCACAGAAGGUGUCAACCUGAACAAUAUGCUUGUAACCAAAGACGAAUCUGGACAUUUCCAGUUUGCUCCUAAUGACCCAUCAGUGAAGCCCUUAACCCCUGAAGAAUAUAGAGUAUACGACAACGGGCAUGCUUUGACCACAAUAGACGAAGCUUCUGAAGAAAUCGAAGAUGACUUUUCUUCCUCUGAUAUGGAUUUAUCCACACAUAGCCACCAGCCAUCAGAUCAAGCCAACUUGGUCACGUCCAGUAACGUGAUUAUGGAAGUCAAUUCCGGCCGAUCGAUCGAACCUGGAUUCAAAACCUCCGGUGAAUCCACACCAGGUCCACUCAAUGUGUUCACAGACGAUGAUAACCAGAUGAUGUAUACAACAGAAUACAGGAUUAAAUCAACCUCCCUCAAAAGCACAUCUGAUGCGGAACGUCCUUUUGUUGGUGAGGCCAGCACCAUUGAUGGCUCAGACCCACAUAAAGCAUAUGAUCAUGUGGUUGUACUUAGACCAAAGCGGGCAGGUACGGGCGAGUCGCCAGUCAAGCAGCGUCCCAUCUCCGCUGGUUCGCUUCGUGGAUAUAUGCGCAAUGGUGAUGGUUCAGUGACCGGUUCUUUGCAUUCUGUUGUCUCCAUGUUAAGCCAAGAGAGUGUUUUAAGUGAAGCAGAUUCCUACGUGACAGUCGCUAGCCGGUUUAAUACAACCGGAAGUGACGACAUGUACACCACGGCUUGUAGUGAUUUCGAAUUGCCUGAUCAGCAUACCCCAAAUAUUUACGUUCAUCAAGAUAGUGACGAAUGCCCAACGUUGUCACGUAAACGAACAAAACUAUCCAAAAGUCAGCGCCACCGAUCCACGGAUUUCCAACCACAAAGUGAGUCCUCGUCCGAGGACGAUGAGAAUGAAGAUGUACUGAGAAUCACGGAAGCUAUUGUCGUAACACCAAAGUUCUCACGCCUUCCUUCAAAGAUGGCUUCACCCAAGGAGGAUGUUUCCAGUACCUUUUGGGGCGGUGAUUACAGUGGAACGGAAGCAAAAAUUCAACCGGUUGAGAAUAUAUCCAAGGCGACAGGAGCCCCUGGUGUCAUCUCUUACAAACGAAUUGCCCUUCGACGUCCCAAGCGGAGCUCUCCAGUUCAUAAGAAUUUCCCUACUGACGAGUCACCGAACAGAUCAGACCCUGACGCUAAAUCGUCCGACAGCUCUUCUUCGGCCGAUGAAGCUGAUUACGAUGCCUCAGCUUCCAUCACAUGGGCUUCCAGACAAAUUGGGCCUGAGGGUGGCGUGCUUCCUCCAGAUUCAGUCUGUAAACCAGGUUUCAAUUUUGAUAAGGUACCUUGUUCCAUUCAGAAAAGUUCUGUGAUCGCAAGUGGUUUAUUGGAAAGGUGUAAGGGUGAUCGGGACCAGGAUGGUGGUAUCAAUGGUGACCACAUGAUGGUUGGUUUACCAGCUGUUCUGCAAGACUCACGGACAAUCAAUUCGCGCUUCGUCGACCAUGGAUCAUCUGAUGCUUCGGGUAUUGUGGUUGUCCCGAAGUACAACUUGUCCUCACAAUAUCCGGUUAACAAUACACAAGAGGAAAGAGUAACGCUCUCAACGGAAGACCGCUGGCAAUGUGUUGAAAGCCAGACAGACUUGGCAAGGGCGUCAACCCAUGCAGAUGAUAGCCGAUUGGCUAAACCUAAUGAACCAGUAGUAACGCAGCGCGUGGACUCAGAUUUUGCUGCGAGCCAACAUAAACAACGCGAUCCUACUGAAAUCGAUGAAACCAAAACAAACGUGAGCUCAUUCUUGGUCUCACAUGACCCGGUUGCAGCAACUCAAUGCCCAGAGAAAGCAUGCGCGACAAGCACUGUGUUGAGCACUUUUAGUGAGGAAAUAAACGAAAGUAACGAAAGUAAACAGGACCAAAGGGCUAUAAAUCAGUUGGACGUUAGAGAAGACAUGCACGGAGCACGUCUAAACUAUAACACAAACCCAAACUAUCUUGGAAACCAGCAAUUUGGGACUUCACACAUUUACAACGAUCGCACACGAGAGAUUGCCAGACAGAAUGCCAUAAAUAUUCAACGUUUGGAUUCAGCAAAGACGAUGAUAGAUGGUGGAAGUCGUGCAGUAUUACCGCUCGGAGCAGUCCUCUCAAGUGCUGAAGCCUCGGCAGCUCGCCCUUCCAUUUACUCGCCUCCGCCAAGUACUAUGGAUGACAUGGUCAAUAAACAACGUGCUAAAGACACAAGUGAUGUGCUAAUUCAAGGCCACCAACCAAGACCAGAACUUUCUUCAUCCACAGUACAACAACGCUCAUCCAUCACCGGAUAUAGUCCGAGUCCAUCCAGCAAACUGCUGAAUGGUUCAAGCGAGACUGGUGGAGCUCGAUAUGCAGAUGCAUCGCAAGCGGCCCGUUUGUUCUCGCCGAGUUGCUUGAGCGCAAAGGCAGAAAGUGAACCAGGCGAGACCCAGCCCUACCGCGAAAUACCAAUCCAGUCAUCGUACGUGAGGAAAAUUGCUCUGUCAGUGGAUGUGCCUACUUAUCAACCCGAGGACAGAUUAAGAGCUGGGAACCCAGGCACGGAAGAACAAUCUAUCUACCCGUUUACCCGGCUGGACACGGGCAGUGUGCACACUCGACAACGAACUAAUAUUAUCACGGUAGAAAAUAUGAGCUCGGUGCGACCUGUAACCUCGGAACAAAGCUAUAUACCCAGCUUUACAGAUGAUAUACAGGCUGCUUCACAAAGGACGAGUCGGAUACUGCACGGCAAGGCCGAGCUAUUAGAUGCCCCCACUAAGCCUUUUGCUGACACUCAUGUUCCGUUGUCAGUGUGUCGUGACAACUCGCAUAUCGACCUGGAAGAAGCACGUAUGGAUUCAUUAGCAGUACGCGUAUGUGGAAUGGAACUGUCUGAUCCAUCACGAGCGAAUUCACACCAUGCAGCAGAAGUAGAACAUGAUCGCGACCAGACUGUUUUCAGCCCAUUAUCGAAAAAUACUAACCUUAAGCCAAUGCACAGCCAAGUGGAAUUGAUGCGGUCACCAAAGGCAGUCGCUCCGGUACAACUAGAUUCGGUAAGCUCGGCAAACUGUUCCCAACAGCGCAUCCAGAGUCCCAGUCCACCGUACUCGGUAACUCGGUCGACUGGCUUCAGGUCUUCGCCUCCGUUAAUCCGCCCCAAAUGGCAGUUAAAACCAAUUCCAACAGACAGUGAAAUCAGAGAACGUCUGAGAAGUCGAAGUAGACAGAGAACGGAUACAAGGCAGUCACGCCCGGUACAUCCUGAACUAACAGGUUCGUAUAGACCCCGCAGCUCUCGUUCUGACUCUCGAUACCGCUGCACAGACUUAGACUCAGCAAUUGCUGAGUCAAAGGCCGAAACCAGUCCGUCUAAAACGCAAAAUCUUGAAGCGUUUUCAGAUACAAAGCAAUCGGCUUCUCUGUUUGAUUUGGGUGAACACUUGCGCAAGAACACAAAAUUAUCCUAUUACCACCAAAAUGGCAGCACAGCACGCUCAUCGGGCACUGAAGACGCAACAACAAGAAAGUUCUUCGGUGACGCGAAAUCAUAUAGCUCCCUCCUGGAAACAGAUAUUGACACUGGGGAAAACUUUGAAAGACCUAUCAUUUUGGAAACAGACGUCGACAACCUAGACACGCUGAUAAAUGGACGAAGCUUUACCGCGCCCAUUGAGGACUACUGUCAACCGAAAACCCGCAGUCUUUUUAAUCUGGCACACAGUUAUACACCAGGGCUUCAUCGCCGCCAAACUACAAUGGAUAAAAGUCCCGGCGUGAUAGAAAUCAACACUCAUUCGCCAAACGAUUUGGGUGACAACUGGCAACGAACCAAAAGUUUACAAGGUUUGACCCACCGUGAUCGGGAAUCUCCCACUCCAAGACAAGAUAUAUCACAUCAAAAUAAAGCCAGUAGUAUUGGAGCGAAGGGUCUGAUUGAAAGGUUACGUGAACGGGCUCGGUCGACACAUGAGCUGCGCAUCGCACAAUCGCUGACAAAACUACGAAUCCCUGAAUGGUUGGAUAAAGCGGAAUGCCUAAGUCGAUCGGUAGUAGAGGGUGCAGGGAGCACGGAUCGUGACAGGCCAAGACAGAAGGAACUAACAUCGGAGCUGACACGAACCUUGUCUUCAAAGGAAGAUGACCAAGGCCACUCCCGUUCUAACUUGUCAACCCUGAGAUCUUUAUCAAGCGUUCGAAAAGUGGAGGGACCCUUUUCACCCAAAUGGCUACCCAAAUCAACGACUAUUGAGACUGUAGCCGAACCCACUAGACCAAGGGCAGGAAUCUCCCAUCAACCACGGUUCAUUCGACCAAGUCAGGAACUUCGAGAACGUGGAGAAAGUGCAUCUAGACUUAGGCCAAUUAGGUCAAAGUUAUACAGUUCCAUGAAGAGUGUGGCAGGGGCUCAGAGCAGCCUGGAGAAAACUGCCACUGAUCUUCGUCCUCAGGUAGCCCCACGCCCCCUCAAGUCAAUAAUAGUUGGUCAGGGAACAGAAAUGAAAUUAAGUCCCCAGGAUUUUGUCCCAAAAGAAGAACAAGUCUGGGGACAUCAGCAUCGACAGGUACUUGCCAACACAAAUCUGCUUGCCUCCGGAACUCCUAACACACAACCUGCUUCCAACCACUUUGAUACCAUGAACCAGGUAAGUCCGAGAAUCGGUGGAAGCUUACUGGAUACGGCAUAUCUGGGACAUGCUGGUUCAAAGGAAGCAGGAAGAACUCAAGAAGACAUAAAGCCGGCAGACUAUGACUCUGGAACAGAACAUUCGGGGGACCUGACGGAAUCAAACGUCCUAAAGCCCACCUCUAAUAUCAUAAAACAUGUUGAACCUGUGCACACGCUUAACGACACUCAAGCUCAGCACAUUCAGUCUAAUCGGAUGGAAGUCCACGAUCGCAGAUUGCGUAAGAGUCCUGCUGAUCGUUUUGUUUACAGUAAUUUUGAUUCUGACAGUGGUCCAGAAAUUCAGUCUCCGUGUGAUGAUUUUAGUGGAGAUCAACCCUGCUCAGACUGGCAUUCAAUAGAUGCCGAAGGUGAUCCUGAGAGUGAAGCAACAGAUGGCUUAGAUCAGAUAUCCGACCUGACUUGUCUCACAUCCUUGGUUGACACAUGUGCGUCAAGACACCAGGCGUUAUUAGCCAACAGACCGUCUGCUCUCGAACAUUUGCUAACCAGUCUUGGUUGGUGGCCUCCUGCUCCACAAACCGAACAUCGCUAUCUUCCGCCCACAGCUGCCGAGGCUAUUUCCAUUGCCGCCCACGAAUUCGACGUUGACGAUGACUCUCACCGUACUGAGUUUAUUCAAUUGCUAACAAGUCCGGAAAGUCGAAGACCGAUUAACCUUGGAGAAUUCGCAUUAAAUCAGCUGUCUGGUGCUGUCCAGCGGAAGCAAGAAGACGGGUUACUUUAUAUCAGUUGUGGCAGAUCCGAAUGCACAAAAUCACCCAUACAAGUGAACCAAGCUAUCGACUGGUGUGCCUGCCCCAACUGCUACACACUGUAUUGCUCUUCAGUUUGUCGCGCGAUCGAUCGACGAGCAGCUCACGAUCAUCCCACCAUUUGUUCCUUUGCUCGGGCUAAACGUGUUUGCAAUCGAUUACUGCGCAAUCUCGCUGCAGGUCAGGUGACUGGUCUCACAGCAUUGGCCAAGACGGGGAUGGCUCGACUAGGACGUGGAGGUAUUUUGCUUCCAUUUGCGCUUGUGCAACAUGCCGAACUAUUCUUACAAAGGGCCAGAUCUUACUCAUUCGUGGCAAAAGAGAGCAUUGAUAACAGUCUGGAAUACGCUUCAUCUUGUUGGGAAAAUAAACAUCUACCUAGUCCUGGUGGUCUCAUGUCUCCGCCGCUUUAUCUAACUUUGAAAGAGUUGGAGGAGCUUGACUCUACAGUUGCCAAACCUUGUCAGUCCUAUAAUCCCUCGAUGAGUAUGGUGUUGAUUGUAGUUGUUUGCGCCUACGAACUCAUUGCUAGGUCCGAUGGACGGCCUGUACACCUUUUUAAGCAGAGCUUAAUUAUUCCAUUCCCGGUACAUAAUGCUCCCUGUAUAAGCAGCAGCCAACCAGGCUCCCCCGCAGAACGACCAGUCAAGCUUCCUCGUACCGUGCUUUCCAAACCAGUGUUACCGCAGACAAAUGGACUUCUGAGUAAACCAGAUCGCCAGGCUGCUGCAGCCCGAGAAGCAUACAUGAUUCGCCUACAACGGGUGUUGCGCGAACGAGGCGUUAGUUUGCGUCAUCAUCACCCAGAAAUUUACACACAGAUCGCUAAUUAUGUAGAAACUGGAGUGCCUUUUGCUCCCAUACGCAUUGUCUUUCAUGAUUUUGUCCUACGCGAAGAAGUUUUAUGUACAAUUCAACCGAUGUGUGAUCCGCUAUUGCAGCCUACAAGGCAAAUGCAAUCCCGACAAAGACCACCUAAUGAGCUAUACGAAGAAGUUGUUCUAGAAGCUCCACAACGUUGCAGUGCAAUCACUGAGCAUUCGCCUACGACUUCGCAAGGGCAUAUAGCUCGUCCCUUCCCUGAAACCGAUUUCUGAUAAGAACACUUCCUGAUGAUAUUCUACAACUUCCAGUGUAUAGCUUUUCACGAACUUUGCAUGUACACAAGUAACACCGUUUGAAGAAUUUUUGUUUUAAAUACGACCCAUUUUUUAAUGAACUAAGCAAUACUCAGCGCGCCUGUAUAGGUAUUUGAUUUCUUCAAACACAGAUGGUACUUGAGUACAGGAUGCUUCCAUUCGUGCAUUUCAGUCAAACUUGAUUUUUCUGCUAAUACAACUCCGCAAUCUGCAUCCAUAGUCCACAAUGCAGGACAGUCUUAAACGAUUCCAGUGACGCUUGAUUAUGGGAACCAAACCUAUGCCUCCAAACCCUUCGGGUUGAGUUUUUUGUUGGCUUCAAGAUAACUAGCCGAAGAACUACAAGUGUCUAAUGGUUGCGAUUCAGCUGUCUCAGAAACUACUUCCUAUUUUCACCACUGUAAUCUUAGCAAGUCUUUGAUCUACGAGUCUCGAAAUGUUACCCACUCCUUCUCUACUUGUAUUUCGGUUGUUCGUUAUUUCUUGUUCCUUACUUGCGCACAGAACCCCCAUAUUUGCAUGUAAAGAGCUUUCCUUCUGCUUCUUGUUACUUUCUUAUAAAUGCUAGUGGAAUCCACA
Messenger RNA from Opisthorchis viverrini, 8267 nucleotides. RefSeq lists its product as hypothetical. The coding region runs from base 444 to 7646 and encodes 2400 amino acids. Gene Ontology annotation, cellular component: plasma membrane; apical junction complex. The transcript has 4 exons. Lineage: Eukaryota; Metazoa; Platyhelminthes; Trematoda; Opisthorchiida; Opisthorchiidae. The record is from RefSeq and is a predicted model, not a curated record. Gene Ontology annotation, biological process: cell-cell junction organization.